Staurois parvus is the source of this 399-nucleotide messenger RNA. The record is from the annotation of a GenBank genome assembly. Lineage: Eukaryota; Metazoa; Chordata; Amphibia; Anura; Ranidae.
AAGGCACUGCACAAGUUAAAGUGGAGUUCCACUCAAAAGGGGAAGUUCCGCUUUAAGGAUUGGCACCUUUGGGGUGCGGGGGGGAGGGGUAGCGGGUACCCAAAUUUGACAGGUACCCGCUCCCACUUCCGGUCCGAUUGCCUAGGCGAUCGGAAGCGGAAGGUGUCCUCCCUCCCUGUAGUCUUUUGGGACAUGUGACAGGUCCCAGAAGACUACAGGACCAUUCAUGAAGCGCAGCGCUACUCGCACAUGUGCAGUGGACACCCAGCUGUGAAGUCGCAAGCAGUCACAGCCAGGUGCCCACACUGAGCAUGCCGGCCUCCUAGAAUACAGGACGGCUGGUAAAACGGGCUGCGGGGGACACACCAUGGGACCGAGGGACAGGUAAGUGGCUGUUUU